AUGGCAGUCGAAGGCCACUGCGAUCCCCGCUUCAACGCCGUACGCGAAGUCUUCGCAGAGCACCUCAACUCCGAAGCCGAACUCGGGGCCUCCCUCUGCGUCUCCAUCAAUGGCGAAUCCGUGAUCGAUCUCUGGGGCGGCUAUGCCUCCCCCGCACGCACCGAGCCCUGGACGCGCGACACAAUCGCCCCCGUCUGGUCCGUCAGCAAAACAAUCACAGCCCUCGCAACCUUGCUCCUCAUCGACCGCGGCCAGGUACACCCCGACGACGCUGUCGCAAAAUACUGGCCAGCCUUCGACACCCCAGACAAGCGCGAAAUCCUCGUAAGACACCUACUAAGCCACACCUCCGGCCUCCCCUCCUGGGACCCACCAAUCCACGUCUCCGAACUCCUCACAGACACCGCGUCCGCAACGCAGAAACUCAUCGCCCAGAAACCCUGGUGGGAGCCGGGCACCGCAUCAGGCUACCACCUUAUCUCGCAGGGCCUCCUGCUCGGCGAACUCGUGCACCGCGUCUCCGGGAAGCCCCUGGCGCAAUUCAUAGCCGAUGAGCUGGCGACCCCGCUAAACGCAGACUUCCACCUGGGCAUCCAGGACGAGAAGCAGUGGGGCCGCAUCGCUAUCAUGGAUCCCCCGCCUCUAUUAUUCCCCGCCGGCACGCUCGACAAGGCCCCCGAGCCCACCAACCCGAUGUACAUCGCCCUCCGCGCCAUGCGCGGCACCCGCGGCAUCGACGGCGCCAUCAGCGGCACGCCUGAAUUCCGCCGGUGCGGAAUCGGGUCGAUCGGGGGUCUCUCGAACGCGCGCGGGUUCAACGCGAUCCUGCAAAUCAUCACGAACCGCGGCACGGUAAAUGGGAAGCAAUAUCUGCAGCCCGAGACCGUCGACCUAAUCUUCCAGACGCAGGCAGAGGGUCCCGACCUCGUCCUUGGCACCCCGUUGAAGAUGGGGCUGGGCUUUGGGCUGUCGAAUGGGAGUAUCGCGUGGAUGCCUACGGGGAAAGUGUGCUUCUGGGGUGGAUGGGGCGGGUCAAUUGCGAUUAUGGAUCUUGAGAGGGGCGUGACGGUUACGUAUGCGAUGAAUCGGAUGGAGAAUGGGACGCUGGGGAAUUCGAAUGCUGAGGCUUAUAUUAGAGCUGUUUAUGAUGUACUCAAUGAGCAGGGGAUUGGGAGGGCGAGCUUGUAG
This is a messenger RNA of Aspergillus mulundensis, 1188 nucleotides long. RefSeq names its product serine hydrolase domain-containing protein. Lineage: Eukaryota; Fungi; Ascomycota; Eurotiomycetes; Eurotiales; Aspergillaceae. The transcript has a single exon. The coding region runs from base 1 to 1188 and encodes 395 amino acids. The record is from RefSeq and is a predicted model, not a curated record.